Molecule: messenger RNA, 1176 nt
Organism: Magnusiomyces paraingens
Lineage: Eukaryota; Fungi; Ascomycota; Dipodascomycetes; Dipodascales; Dipodascaceae
Exons: 1
Coding region: 1-1176 (391 amino acids)
Biological process (GO): inner mitochondrial membrane organization
Cellular component (GO): mitochondrial inner membrane
Source: RefSeq, a predicted model, not a curated record
AUGUCCACACACACAACAGCCCGCCUGCUACUCGUGCACAAUUGCAUCCAGCGCAACACUGUUAGUGCCCUGAAUAAAUCAUACUCUUCAACUCAAAUUCGCUCUGUCUCCAACAUCUCAGCAGCUCUCAAUGAUCUCCCGCGCGUCGCUGGUGCAGGUCCUUUCCCCUCGUAUCCAUCCUUCAAGUCACUAGGCUCUAUUGUCGCCGUUUCUUUACCUUCAUCUGCUCCAUUAUACACUCGCGAGGCUGCCAUUCUUGCCGUCAACACUGAAUCUUCUUCCUCCUCUUCUUCUUUUUCCUCUUCCCCUUCUGCAUCUACUUCUCCUCCUCUUUCAACUACAUCCCUCUCGUCCUCUACAAACCUCUCUCUCAUCUCAAAGGCUUUCCCCUUUGUCUACACUCGCUUCAUUGCCGUCGAACCAGCUACUGUGCUCCUGACAUCUGCAGCCGCCCCAGAGUCUCCCGCCGGGGGUUCUCCCACUCAAACUGUGGUUAUUGCACCCACAUCCACUUUUGACUGGAUUGUCCCUAACCGUGCCUCCAUUCUUGCUUGGUCCUCGGCCUCCCCAGGUGACCCAACCGGCCCCUUUGUUAGUGACAAGUUUGCUUCCAUUAGAAUUAAAGGAAUUUCACCUAACCCGGAGUCUCCAGUAAAUCCACAGGUUGUGCUGGCAGCGCGUGCGGCAGACGGACCCGUGUUGGAAAUGAAGCUGCACCAAGGUGAAACGGCUUAUGUCCAUCCAAACUCAUUACUUGCUUACACCGAACCGGCAACAUCGAAAAAGCUCUCAGAAACAUAUGUCAUAAUACCCCAAAAACUUCCCAAUGUUACUGACUCGUCCUCAUCAUCGACUACUACUACUACUACUACUACCACAAACAAUCAAUCAAAUACCUCGCUUGUCCAAAAAUUCCUUAACCUGCCUGGACCCCAAAAUAUCCUCGCCUAUUUCAACUCACUUAAAGCAUUGACCCACAAGUUUCUCUACAAAGGUGACGAUAUUCUGCUCAAAAUAACUGGUCCUAAAACUAUUUUGUUGGCCAGCAGUGGUAAUUCUUUGGCUUCAGCAUACAACCCAGCAGCCCCAGUGCAAACCCAGCUAGAGAAACUCCUGGAAAAAUCACAAGAAGACACUAUCCCACAAGAAACUCCCCACAAACAAGAAACGCAUUGA